AUGAAUGGCGAGGCUAAGUUUGAGCACUUCCCGAGCAAAUGGAGCAUCAGUGUCGCAAACGAAGCAGCAAACGAAGAAGAAAACAAACCACAAGGGUUUGGGAGCAAGGCUGCUCAAGAAGCCAAGGCAGCUGCCGAAACCCUCGGAAGCACCACCUUCGGAUCGUCUGCUGAUGAUAAGAAAAACGAUGGGGGAGAAGAAGAGGACGAUGAUUGGUGA
Molecule: messenger RNA, 219 nt
Organism: Caenorhabditis remanei
Lineage: Eukaryota; Metazoa; Nematoda; Chromadorea; Rhabditida; Rhabditidae
Exons: 2
Coding region: 1-219 (72 amino acids)
Source: RefSeq, a predicted model, not a curated record